UAAAUUGGAAGAGAGGAUAUAUUUGGAGUGGUCUCUUAUCCGCAAGUAAGAUGGAGAUGAGCAGGCUUGCGUGGUCGGUGAGCCUAUUUCCUAUUCAAAGGCCGUGUGCCUCUACGAGGAAGGCGAGUGUUAUAAGGUGCUCAUCAGAUGAAUUCAAAGUGCUGACUUCAGUCACAAGUAAAUACAAUAACAUUGUAAUCCUCGACACUCCCGACUCCCGAGUCCUGCUUCUUGACUCUUCCAAUAAUGUGCAUAGCAUCCUUCACAAGGGAAGCAAGUGGACUCAUGCAUAUUGGGAUGAGUUUGCCACCUUGCCAGCCAUUGUUCCAAAGGGUCCCGUCGCUAUCUUUGGCUUGGGGGGCGCAACUGCUGCACAUUUGAUGCUUGAACUAUGGCCUUCUUUGCUGCUUGUUGGAUGGGAGAUAGAUGAAAUUGUAUUGAUUGAAAAAGCAAGAGAAUAUCUUGGGCUCUCUGAUCUGGAGAAACAUACUGAAGUUGGAGGUGUGUUGGAAGUUCGUAUUGGAGAUGUACUUUCUCCAUCAGUUACUAUCCCUGGAGGUUAUGCAGGCAUAAUAGUUGAUUUGUUUUCUGAUGGAAAGGUUUUGCCACAACUGGAAGAGGUUACAACUUGGUUGGAGAUGAAUAAGAUGUUGAUGCCCAGUGGUCGGCUCAUGGUGAAUUGUGGUGCUGCUACCAAAGAAUUGCCUAAUACUUCUUCUGACCCUUGGGAGCUAAACGCAACUAUCAAUGCAUUAUGCGAGGCAUUUCCUGAGCAAGUAAGCUGGAAAAAGCUGCCAAAGACAGCAGGAGAAAAUUAUCUUGCACUGACAGGACCAUUACCAGAUUUGGCUAUUUGGUCUGCUCGUCUCCCAGAUCAAUUAAGCUCAAGUGUCAAAGAAUGGAGAAGUUGCAUGCCUUCGUGAAUGUGACAGUGGACUUGGUUAAGCUGUAAAUUUCCACAUGCCAAACCAUGCAGAAAAGGUCAUUUGUGCCGACAAAAAGAUCAUUUGGUUAAGAAGUUCUUCCUUUCCAGUCUUAAUUUUUGCAUAUAAGUGAUUGUUUUUUAUCAGAAGGAAAACAGGGGAAUGCAACCUUUAUAGAUUGACCCACAGGCAACCAUCGGGUACUACUAGUCACCCUUUAUCCCACAGUAAUUUCCAAUCUCUUCAGAUCUCGCUGGUGCAUAUAAACGUGAUGAAUAUCACUGAUAGUCUGAACUCUGCCCAAGUUAGCUUAUUCCUUUGAGUUGUUAUUACCAAUCAUGGAAAAAUGUGAUGGUUUAAAACAAAUUGGCAUGCUUAUCCAUUAGCAGGCUGUAUUGAAAACAAUUUCAGGCUAGAUCAUUUUAUUUA
Messenger RNA from Lycium barbarum (goji berry), 1352 nucleotides. RefSeq lists its product as uncharacterized. The transcript is spliced from 8 exons. The record is from RefSeq and is a predicted model, not a curated record. NCBI's taxonomy places the organism in Eukaryota, Viridiplantae, Streptophyta, Magnoliopsida, Solanales, Solanaceae. Bases 51 to 923 code for a protein of 290 amino acids.